Molecule: messenger RNA, 1905 nt
Organism: Apiotrichum porosum
Lineage: Eukaryota; Fungi; Basidiomycota; Tremellomycetes; Trichosporonales; Trichosporonaceae
Exons: 5
Coding region: 1-1905 (634 amino acids)
Source: RefSeq, a predicted model, not a curated record
AUGCACCACCUCAAUCCGCGGCUCACGCGGCUCAACAUCGCCCUCCUGUCGCUAUGCCUCGCGGUCGUGUUCAUGGUCCUGAGCAGCAAGGCCAACACCGUCGGCGGCCGUUUAUCGUCGUUACCAAGACUUUCGAUCCUGGGCAAGCCCAAGCUUCCAGCAUGGCCGACAUGGCGUAUUGGAGCGAGCGACAGUGCCGAGCAAGCGGCUCUCCGACGAUGGGAGCUGAGCAGGGCGACACAAUACCUCGGCACGGGAGCACGCGUCCAGCGCUUCCUCGAAAAGGCAAAGCGCGGCGAGCCAUUCACUGUCGCGGCUCUGGGUGGAAGUGUGUCCAAAGGCCGUGGUCUGUCAUCUCCAAAUGACCGCACAGCCCAUCUUCGAGACGCCGCGGACAAGGCCAACGGUAUCUCUGGCGACGAUGGCGACGCAUACGGCGCAGACACGCUGUACUCGCACGAAAACCUCCAUGUGCUCGUGUACGACUGGCUGAACGCUACGUUCCCCAAUGGCGGCCGUAACCGCUUCGUGAACGGCGCACAAGGCGGUGUUGGCGCAGGAUACUUUGCCUGGUGCUUUAAGGAGCACAUCUACGACGACGUCGACCUCGUGCUUGUCGAGCUGGGUAUCAACGACUUGAACCGCAUGGACGUCAUCCCCAAGUAUGAGCACUUGAUACGCAGUGUGGUCGAGCUCGACAGCGCGCCCGCCGUCAUUAACAUUGAAACAUUCACCACCCUGUUCCCCGCACUCGUCUCGUCCUCGGCAUUGCACAACGACGUGCUGGCAUACUACGACGUCCCCUCACUCUCCAUUCGCGACAUUCUCCUACCCCGCAUCCUGGCGGACCCAGACACCCAGCUGCCCCGUUGGUUCAGAACAGGCGGCGAUGUGGCGCUCGGAGACGACAAGGUGCGAGAGUGGGGCGGUGUGCCCGUCGAUCUCAUGCACAUCUCCGCAAAGGGCCACGCUUUGGCUGCUGGUUUAGUUAUCAACUAUCUUUCCAGCCAACUGUCGCUCGUCGCUCCCACAGGAUGGACCCGCCUCGCUCCAUGGCGGUUGCGCACCGAGAGGGUGUACGACUUGCCCUCAACGUCCCUGACUGCGAGCUUCAACCCGGAGGACCUGCCCGAGAAGCGUUCGCCCGUGUGCCGGUCCAUGAACUCGCCCAAGCUGCACCACCGCAUCUCAGACACUGAUGGGACGCCAGACACGGCGUCCCCGCAUGUCCGCGGCCUCGUCCUAAACCCGGCCUCGAAGGGAUGGGAACAGUGGGCAUGGGCUGAAAAGCACUACCUCGUCGCCCGUGAACCUGGAUCUCUGGCGAUUUUCGACUUUGUCACUGCCGAGCCCGAGGCGCCCGCACCGUUGGACGAGGAAAUGCUCCCAGACCCCUUGGACGUCUACGAGCCCGACCACCGGACAUUCGCGCCCUACGACGAGGACGACGACACCGAGUGGGCGGCCAUCGAGGCGGACGAGUCACAGCCGCGCCACCAGAAGACCACGCGCGUCAAGCGCAGCGGUAACGGCUACUUGGCUGGAAACAGGCGCAUGGGUGGAAAGCAACGCAUGGGUGAUCGCGUGCGGGCAGUCCCCGAGGCCACCUCCUCUGACGACACUGAAGCUCCCGCGCCCGCUGACGGUGGUACCGUGGCGGUUGGAUACCAGCGUUCGGCAAACUAUGGUCUCGGAUCGGUGUUUUGCUGGGUCGACGACGACAAGCACCAUGGUCGUAGGCUGGACGGCUACUGGACCAUCAAGGAGCGCAAUAUGGGUAUUGUUGACGCCGUCACCACGGGUCUGGCGCCCGGACUGCACAGGCUGUACUGCGAACUGCUGCCCGACACGCUCGACCCAUUGGGACGGCACGAAUUCCGCAUGUUCGCCAUCAUGUGGUCUUGA